UGGGGAGCAGUCUUAGCCGAGCUGCCGCGCUUGACCUUGACGGUUGCGCUUUACCGGCAUCUGGCCGGCUGCCAGGCAACAGCGCGCCGCCCCGCGGGUCUGCGGCUGCGGCACCGCCACUCCCUCCCUCCAGCGCAGGCGGGCGCUGGAUCCCAGGUUGAUCCAGGCCGGGUUUUGCGGCGAAGUCCGCGCGUGCUGAUUCCUCAUCGGUUGCCCUCGGCAGCGGUUGGCGGCGGGAGACCAUGGUGCUGGAUGAACUCUGGGACGCGCUCUCCGGGCCCUCCGGGGCUACCCUGGCUUGCUUCUUGGUGGCGGCGGCCUUGGCCCUGCACUGGUCCAGUCACCGGACGGCGCGGGGCGCGGCGGCCCGGGCACGACAGAGGCAGCAAGCGGCCCUGGAGACCAUGGACAAGGCGGCGCAGCGCUUCCGUCUCCAGAACCCUGACCUGGACUCGGAGGCACUGCUGGCCCUACCUCUGCCUCAACUGGUACAGAAACUACACGGUGGGGAGCUGUCUCCGGAGGCUUCACUCUUCACCUACUUGGGAAAGGCCUGGGAAGUGAACAAAGGGACUAACUGUGUGACCACCUACCUGGCAGACUGUGAGACUCAGCUGUGCCAGGUCCCAAGGCAGGGCCUGCUCUACGGCGUCCCUGUGAGCCUCAAGGAGUGCUUCAGCUACAAGGGCCAGGACUCGACACUGGGCUUGAGCCUGAACGAGGGGGCGCCAGCAGAGUGUGACAGCGUGGUGGUGCAGGUGCUGAAGCGGCAGGGAGCCUUGCCCUUCGUGUACACCAAUGUCCCCCAGUCCAUGUUCAGCUAUGACUGUGGUAACCCCCUCUUUGGCCAGACCGUGAACCCGUGGAAGUCUUCCAAGAGCCCAGGUGGCUCCUCAGGGGGUGAGGGGGCCCUCAUUGCGGCUGGGGGCUCCCCACUGGGCUUAGGCACCGACAUCGGAGGAAGCAUCCGCUUUCCCUCUGCCUUCUGUGGCAUCUGCGGCCUCAAACCCACAGGGAACCGCAUCAGCAAGAGUGGCCUGAAGGGUUGUGUCUAUGGACAGGUAGCAGUACAGCUCUCAGUCGGCCCCAUGGCCCGGGACGUGGAGAGCCUGGCGCUGUGCCUGCGAGCGCUGCUAUGUGAGGACAUGUUCCACCUGGACCCCACCGUACCCCCCCUGCCCUUCAGGGAGGAGGUCUACACAAGCUCUCAGCCCCUGCGUGUGGGGUAUUAUGAGACUGACAACUAUACCAUGCCCACCCCGGCCAUGACACGGGCCCUGCUGGAGACCAAGAAGAGACUCGAAGCUGCUGGCCACACGCUGGUUCCCUUCCUGCCAAGCAACAUACCCCAUGCUCUGGAGACCCUGUCGACGGGUGGGCUGUUCAGUGACGGUGGCAAGAGCUUCCUACAGAACUUCAAAGGUGAUUUCGUGGACCCCUGCUUGGGAGACCUGAUCUCAAUUCUGAGGCUGCCCAGAUGGCUUAAAGGACUGCUGGCUUUCAUGCUGAGGCCUCUGCUCCCAAGGUUGUCAGCCUUUCUCAACAGCAUGAAAUCUCGGUCAGCUGGAAAGCUCUGGGAACUGCACCACGAGAUUGAGGUGUACCGUCACUCUGUGAUUGCCCAGUGGAGAGCAGUGGAGCUGGAUGUGCUGCUCACCCCCAUGCUGGGCCCUGCUCUAGACUUGAAUGGCCCAGGCAAGGCCACAGGGGCCGUCAGCUAUACUCUGCUCUACAACUGCCUGGACUUCCCUGCGGGGGUAGUGCCUGUCACCACGGUGACCGCCGAGGACGAGGCCCAGAUGGAGCAUUACAAGGGCUACUUUGGGGAUAUCUGGGACAAGACGCUGCAGAAGGCCGUGAAGAAGAGCGUGGGCCUGCCUGUGGCUGUGCAGUGCGUGGCUCUGCCCUGGCAGGAAGAGCUGUGUCUGCGGUUCAUGCGGGAGGUGGAGCGACUGAUGACCCCUGAGAGGCAGCCAUGCUGACUACCGCCGCCUGGCCCUAGAGGGCCUGAGACCCACUGGAGCCACGCCCAGCGUAGUCAGGGCACAGCUGCCAUCCUGGAGGAAGUGUUCAGCCUGGGGCAGAGGCUUCCAAGUCCCUCCCCCUCGCCCCUGCAAGAAGCCCAAACCCGCUGAGUCUGGACCUCGCUCCCUCCCCCGUUCCCCUCCCUGCCCUGACACCCCCAACGUGGCAGCCAGUGGGCAUGACAUGGGCGAAGGCCCACUAACAGUCAAGAAUCGGUUCCUGGUCUGUGUCCUUUCUGGAAGUCAUCGUUAGGGCACUGGGGGUUGGAGACCCGACCUUCUAGAACCUGACUCCAGCCACGUCAGUCUCCUGCUCCAAAACCUCCUCUGGUUCCUGUCACUCGCAGGAUGGACACAGGCUUCUCAGGAUGGGCGAUGCAGCCCCAGCACUUCACACCCACCCUUCCCACCGCCCUUAGACUAAGCCCUGCUUUGUUAGACACUGUCUUAUCUUUUCUCCUUGCCUCUGCUGGGAAUGCCCUUUCUGCUUCCCUACCAUUAAAUCCUCUGAGGCCCAGCUCAGAUCCCUCUUUCUCCUUCUGAGCCCUGGAGUAGGUGGGCUGUUUCCUCCCAGUCUGCCCUGUGUGGUGGGCAUCCGCGGGUGGGUCGCCGCCCUUAGCACACUGGCUCUCCUUGACGGCAGGGAUACUAUUUCUACAUCUUUGUCCUCAGUGGCCAGCACAGGGCUGGGCACAGGGCAGCGGGGAGUCUGGGAUGCUGCUGGGGAGAGGACCCCGCAGGACUGAGGAGGCGAGCACAAGACAAGGUGAUCUGGCAGAGAGUGCUUGCAGGGCCAGCCCAGGACUGGAAUGUUCUGGGAAGGCUUCCUGAAGGAGGAGUACCUGUGUUGAGUAUAGACGGUCCCCAGGGCUGAGAUAGGGGACGAGGACAUCCCAUGGAGAAGGAACAGUAGUACACCCAGAAUGGGCACAGGAGGAGCAGCGGAGAUGUAGGUGGGGGUCAGAUCAAGGUGGACUUGGAGGGCCAGUUCAGGAACUUGAAUCCAGUCUCAAGGGCAAUGGGUCGCUCUUGAAGGAUCAGACAGGUGUGGCGAGGAGAGUAGGCUGGAGGGGCAGAGCCUGGAGAGGGUAACGAGGCUGCUCCAUGAUCCUAACGUGGGGAAGGGGGCCUGGGGCCUGAGCUAGGGCCCUGGCCCAGGUAGAGAGAGAGGUGGUUUGGGAAUUGACAGUUGGGGGGUGGAAGUGAGCUGUCUCAGCUCAGGCUCAGCUCUGCCCAGUUUGCCAGCUCACCUCUUACUGGACUGCUUUGCCUGGUGGGCGGAGGGUUAGCUCAUCUGGAUGACUGGGGGCUUCUUGGGUCCACCAGCACAGCUGCCUCGCUCCUCCCUGGCUCCAACCCUAACUCGCCCGCUUGCUGUCGGAGAUGUUUCUGGCCUGAGCCCUCCGGCAGGGUGGGCCCCUGGCUCCCACCUGACCUACUUCAUAUUCUUUUCAGGGCAAGCUGCUUUCCCGAGGCUCCCUUCUCCACCGAGAUUUUCCUGCUUCUCCAGUGGUGCUUUCCCCUCCAAGUCACGUGCCCAGUGGCACCUGUACUUUCUGCCAGUGGCGUCCCUGCCUCAGUGGGGCAAGUCUCAGGGCAGACAUGAGGCCCUACCUUGGGGCUGACUAGAAGCCCCGACACACAUGGAUGCCUAGAUUGGGGUGACCAGGCAGCUGCUGCACUUUGCCCUGAUUUCUCUUAACUGCUGCGUCAUUUUGCCUCAUAUCCUUGCAUAAAACCACGUGCCAUCUGCCCCAGCUUUCUGCCCCAUUUCUCUCUUAGGUUAAUGAUAGCCUCGUGCUUUCAGACACGAGGCUGCCGUGGGGGGCCACCUCUCCUCCAUUCCUUCCCUGGUUUAUUGAUGUCACCCUUGGACCCAAGCAGGGCCGUGCCCAGCCCCAUGCUUAGUAGUGCCGGAGUUCCGCCAAGCCUGGCUCCCAUCCCUGAGAGGCUCCUGGGCCUGUGUGUGUGGAGGAUGUUGGCACAAGCACAUUGGCUCUCUUGUGAUCAGGGCCGGGGGAAAGGGUAGAUGACGGGGCCAAAUGCUGCUGAGGGCGGCGGAGGUGGUCAGUGAGGAAGCGAGUACCCCCUGCGUUCCACCUCCACCUCUACACUGUGGUCCAAGCCACCUGCCUCUCACCUGGACACUAGUAACCGAACUGGGCUCCCUGCUUCCUUCCUCACCUGUCCGCCAAUCCAUUCUCCAUACAGCAGCCAGAGUGAUCAUUUAAAACUGUAUAUCAGAUUGAGUCACCUCUCUCCUUAAGACCUUGCAAUGGCUUCCCAAUCACCCGCAAAUAAAAUCCAGUCUCCUCCUC
Molecule: messenger RNA, 4342 nt
Organism: Balaenoptera musculus (blue whale)
Lineage: Eukaryota; Metazoa; Chordata; Mammalia; Artiodactyla; Balaenopteridae
Gene: FAAH
Product: fatty acid amide hydrolase
Exons: 15
Coding region: 243-1982 (579 amino acids)
Biological process (GO): fatty acid catabolic process
Molecular function (GO): amidase activity; fatty acid amide hydrolase activity
Source: RefSeq, a predicted model, not a curated record